CUGAGGCGGCGCCUGUUGGAGGAAGUUUACGCGCCGAGCAGAGACAACCCCUCCCUGCGGCGAAGCGGGCAGCCUGGCUGAACUGAUCAGCUCCUCCCGGCCGGCCGCCUUCUCUGCAGCGCCAUGGGCGCCUCCGCCUCCAGCCUGCUGGACGAGAGCAAAUGCAGCUACAUCCGAGGGAAAACAGAGGCUGUAAUCAAAAACUUCAGCCCACACUACCAACGCCAGUAUGCUGUUGCUUUCUGUGAGCAUGUACAAAAUGAACUGGAACAGCAUCGAGACUUUCAGUCUCAGUUCCUGAAAACCAAGCCCCCUAUGGAAUCUGGAAUGAUCUUGUAUGAAGCAGAACUGUUGCAUUUUGCUGAAGAUCUGAAGAAAUGGAAGGAGAGAUAUAUUGUGAUCAAAAACGACUUUGCAAUGGAGAUCUUUGAGAGCAAAGAGGCUUACCAAAAGGGAGUCAACCCUAAAUAUCGUAUUCUUCCAACAGGAGGCAAAGUACUGACCUCAGAAGAAGAUUACAAUUUGCUGUCUGAUAAGCAUUUCCCAGACCCAGUUGCUUCUAAUGAGAAGGAAAACACUCAAGCAUUUAUUCCCCUACCAAAAGAGUUUCCAGUUUACCUGUGGCAGCCCUACCUCAGACAUAGCUACUACUGUUUUGAGGAUCCACAAGCUCAAAAAGAGUUUAGUGCAGUGCUGAAUGACUGUGUCAGACACUUAAACCAUGAUUUUCUCAAGCAGACUACAUCUGAAGCACGGACAUUUUUAGAAGCUGUCCAGUUCUUCCGUCAGGAGAAAGGCCACUAUGGGUCUUGGGACAUGAUCACUGGCAAUGAAAUUCAGAUCUUGAGCAACCUUGUGAUGGAGGAGCUCCUGCCUAACCUUCAGACCAUGAUCCUGCCUAAAAUGAAAGGAAAGAGGAAUGAUAGGAAGAGGACUUGGUUUGCAAUUGUAGAAGAAACAUACAAUCUGGUUCAGGAGCAGGUUUCAGAAGGAUUAAAUACCUUGAAGGAAGAAUGUAAAGCCCUUACAAAGAACCUAGAAGGAACCAUUCGUUCAGACAUGGAUCAGAUUUUGAGCUCAAAGAAUUAUUUAGCUGGAAAAAUCAAAGCAACAGUCUCUGAGCCUGCUGAGAAGUGCUGCAUGGAGAAUAUCCAGCCAUUUUUGCCUUCCGUAUUGGAAGAGCUCAUGGGCCCAGUGAGUUCUGGAUUCAGUGAAGUCCGUUUGCUCUUUGAAAAAGAAGUUAAUGAGAUCAGCCAGAACUUCCAGAAGACAAAUGAUGCCACAAAGCUGAAAGAACAUUUGGACCAGCUGAUGAAUCUGCCUUUCAACUCUGUGAAAAUGGAACCCUGCUAUCUCAAAGUCAAUCUCCUCCAGGAACAACUCCAGGACCUCAAGACCCGCUUCAAAUUCUAUCAUAUUGAUUUUGUGAUUCAGAAGACUCAGAACUUCAUGCAAGAGCUUAUGGAAAAUGCAGUGUAUACUUUUGAACAACUUCUCUCUCUGAGCAGCCAAGGAGAUAUAGUGAAAAUGCCAGCUGCCAUUGAAAAAGUCAAACUGCGAGUACUAAAGCAAUAUGAUUAUGACAGCAGCACUAUACGGAAGAAAAUAUUUCAGGAAGCAUUGGUACAGAUCACAUUGCCCACAAUGCAGAAGACGUUGGCUUCAGCUUGCAAACCAGAGUUGCAGAAAUAUGAACAGUACGUCUUUGCUGAUUACACCAGAGUGGUACAAGUAGAGAAUGUUUAUGAAGCCAUUUUAUUUCAGACAUUGCUUGAUGAAACUCUAAAAGUAAUAAAAGAAGCUGCCAUUCUGAAGAAACACAACCUCUUUGAGGACAACGCAAACUUGCCAUGCGAAAGUGUGUCCAGUUUAACUGACUUGAAGACGCCUUCAGGAUCAGCACACGCCAGUCCUGCUAAGACACUGUCCAUCACGUUAACAGAAACAUCAAAUACCGAAAUUCAAAGUAAUGAACUGCUUGUUGUGUCAGAAAAAAUAACCCAGGAGACAUGUCAUGAUGCUAGAAAGCCAUCAGACAAUGAAGAAGUAGUGUCUGUCAAUGUAUCUAGCAGUCUUACACUUAGCAGUAAGAAAGUGAUCAUUACAGACAUCCCUGACAAACUGGAGUCUUGUCCUUUUACUCUUAAGGAAGAAAAGCCUGCGGAAAUGAAAACUUCCCAGAAUGAAAGUGUAGUGGAGACAGGGUUUAGAGAGAACACAAGCAACGGAAGUAAGAUACAAGAAGAGGCUGUGGAGGAAAAGACAACUUCCCAGAAUGAAAAUGUGGUGGAGUCAGAGUUUGGAGGGAACACUGAAAAAGAAAAUAAGGUACAAGAAGAGGAGAGACAUCUUACAGCCCCUGACACUGUGAAUGAGAUCAGAAGCUUGCUGACGGUGACAGUUGAAUUACCAGCAGUUGCUCCAUCUGAGAACAAAAAGGAAGUGGUAAAUGAAUGUGAAAUUUUGAAGUGGCAGGAACAUAGGGAAGAGAGUGAUGAAAGCAGCAGAACUAAUGCAGAAACAGGCCAAAAAGACCAGGUAAUGAAUAAAGAAGUGGAACAUUCUGAGCUCAGAAUGGAGCAGCCAUCCCCAUCCAGUUUUGGUACAGAUGAUACGAAUGUAAUGAUCAUUUCAGAAGGAGGCAACCAUGUAACUCAAGCAGAAUGUUUGGAGAUACCUGAAAAAGGGGAUGUGCCUCAAGAGGCAAAGGCAGAAAUGGAGACCAACCAAAGUGUCUGGUAUACUGUUCUGGAAAGCUGUGAAGCUAUUAAUGACGAAUCGCAACCAGAAGUACCCACUGAAAGCAUAGUUGGAGAGAGAAGAUCUGAUCUGGAGGAAGCAGGUGAUGGUCACAUUCAUGCUGUCCCAGUGGAAACAGAUGCUGAGAGCUUUCUUGGGUGUUCUCCUGAAAGUCCUGAUGCAACAGAAGUACCCAUUUUGAGUACUGAAAAUGUAAGAAUAGAAACGACUGAUGAUUUUCAGGUUUCACUAGUGCUAGAGGAAGAUAAGCUUAGCCCAGCUGAGGUUACAGUGGAUAUUAAAUCUGAAAGCUUUACCGUUACUGCAAGUGAAGAGUGUCAGCCUGCAGGUGCAUCUUCUCAAAGUGCUGAAAUCACAAGCUCAGUAGGAAGUGAAACUAUCACACCAGAAAACAGUGAGGAGAGUUGUACAGUGCAACCCUCUGAAGAGUAAAAAAGUAUUGGUCAGAAAUAUACACACCAAUCCUGCAGCUCUUUCUCAAUCCGGCAGUCCUCUUGAAAUCAGGAAUAUUCACAUGGGGAAAAGGCUGCAAGAAUGAGCCCAUCUGCAGCAGCAUUGCCAACCCUUGCAUUUUCAUCAUUAAAUUUAGAGUACUUGGAGGGUUUUGUUACAGGCCCAGCUGCUGGAUUCUCAACUUUCAUUUUUAAAAAUGUCAAUUUCCAGCCCUCAUUGUGGAAAAAGCUUAAUGACAUGACCCCCCAAAUGCUUGAACACCUCAAUGCACAUGAAAAGAACCAAAAUAUAUUAUUUUUAUAUCUCACUGAUUUUAAGACAACCUUAUGAUUUUGGGGGACUGACUCAUAUUUUUUUAAAUGCUUGAAAUUGGCAAUAUUACAACAGUUCUUAGCUUAAAUUACUCAAUCAAAAUGUUUUUAGGAUCUGCAUAGAGUGUUUUAUACGGAAAACAUUUCAGUCUCUCAAGUAGUGUCGUUACUAAUUAGUAGGUUGUUCAGCAGCCACCUUGCAUGUCAGCUUUGAGCUUUGUGAGCUGAUUAAAAUAAUUAAGUAAUCAAAGUGUUGACAGAUAUUAAGACAAUGAAGUGUUCUGAUUUUUCUGCAAUAUUUAAUACUGGGAAAACACUGGGAGCAGGUUUCUCAAUCCCACUCUGCACUUCUAGGUUACAUAGCCUUUCAGAGCACUUUACAGCUAUUUCCUUCUUUUUUAAUCUUUACAAUAAAACCAGCUAGCCUAAUUAUGCAGCACCAAUCUGCCGCACUUGCUAGCGUACAUUCACCCACAAUCCAAAAUACAAGAGUUCUGUACUGUAGUCCUGCAACAAACACUCCCACUGACUUCAGUAAGAGUUACACGCAUGAAAAAUGUUGCAGGAAUGGAUAAGACUAUUUCACCAAAUCUCCAAAACAUGGGAAAUCAGAAUGAAGUAUGUAUGUAUGAAGCAUCAGAAUAAAAUGUCUCAUACCAUAAUCAUACCAUUUACUCUCCAAUUUUCUGAUGCAAUGGAAGGGAAAGUAGCUAAAGAACAAGUUGGUUGUCUUAGGUUUUGUAAGAAAAACUGAUCAUAUUUCAAAAGUAACUUCAGUUGGGAAUACUUUAUCAUGUACAAGAUUAAUACCACCACACCAAAUUGUGGUCCAUAUACAAACUGCAUGUAUAUUUUGCACGUACAGAUUAGAGAUUUUGGUCACAGAAAUUCUUAGAAGUGAAAAAUGGAGUUUUAGGAAAUUGAACAUUGAACUGUAUCUGCAAUGUUAGAGGUUGGUUUGAGACACCUUAAACGUUUGGCCCAGGGAAUAAGUACAAUUCAGUAUAAAUAAGGGUUGCAAACUAGGACCCAUAAAGAAUAAUAUUGGAAAGUAAUGUCCUUUUCAAGUGUUAACAAAGAUCUGACAGCAUAACCUCAGUCUUGUUUAACUAUAGGAAAUUUUGUAAGGACCACAGUGAGAGACAAUCCAAGUAUUAUACAGCACUACCAGGGAAGAUACACUAUCUGAACAGACAAUCUUAUGUUCAGAUAUGCCAUGUUAUUGGUUAACUUGAUCAAGCAGAAGCUUCAUAUAUCAUAAUUGUAGGAAUAUAGUCAAAAACAUUUUUUUGUGGGACUGGUCAUGAAUUUGUUUUUGAUACAGAAAUAUUCAUAUUAGAGUCUCACACAACCAAUUGCCAACUAACAGUCUUAUGGAUAAUUCCAGAUUUCAUAUUAGUACUAAAAAUUAAGGAGUGAUUUCUACCAUGCAUGAAAAUUAAUCAGAGCAUGUCUCCUGUAACCAUCUCUUUGGUGGUAGGAUAUAUUUCCAGUAUGGAAUUCUGUGUGGCUGAAGAAUAGCAGGAUAACAACAACUAUAGCCUACAUACAGGACUGCAUUUUACCACUAAAGCUAUUUAGAAAUGAAAUUAUUUUGAGGUACUUUCUACAUGUGCAGAAAAAAAAA
Molecule: messenger RNA, 5151 nt
Organism: Pelodiscus sinensis (Chinese soft-shelled turtle)
Lineage: Eukaryota; Metazoa; Chordata; Testudines; Trionychidae
Gene: NIBAN1
Product: niban apoptosis regulator 1
Source: RefSeq, a predicted model, not a curated record